AUUUGAAUUCUCUUUAGUUGAGAUUCUAUAUCUGUCAAGUGUAGUGAAUCUUUUAUUCUUGUUUGAGAUGUUGCAUUAGAAUAAGUAGCAUAUCAGAUUGUUAACAGAGAAGUUAUAUAAUAAAAUAAUAUUAUUAUUCAUACAGAUUUCAUCAAAAUGUUUGCAUUUCAACUCAGAAAAUUUUCUUGUGGAAGCUGUAAAUUUUCUCCUAGAGCACGCUCUUUAGCUAUUGGAUGGUUUAAUUUUGUCUCCUCUAUAGAAAGCAGAGGCAAGGCAGAGAAUCGGCAAUGCUGUGUUCUCCUAUUCUUUAUUGAUUGAUACAACAAGUACAUCGUCAUCAAAAAUGAUAGAGAAAGAAAACUGAUAUGUUUCAUUCCACUCGUGGCUAUUGUAUGGUAUGCUAUGACCGGAGCUGAAGGUCUUGACAGAUUUCUUUACAAUACGGCAGAUCUCAGCUCUACAAAGGUAGAAUACGUAAAAGCUGUAGCAGGAUUUGAAAAUGCUCGAUCUCUAGUAAGCGACAUAAAAUACAAUGAAGUGAAAUAUAAACAAGCUCGAGAUAAGGCCACUUGGAACAGCCAAGAAGAUGAUAUAUUUAAAAAUUUCGACGAUCCUUUGUGGGAUCAUUGGAGGGAGUUGAGACCUAAAACCAUACUGAGUGAUAUAAUUUGUGAUGGAGGUCUUCUAAAAUUUGUAUACAGAGUUCUAUUUGUGGCCGGGGGAGAUUCAAUUUUCUUCUUAGUUUUUAUUGGAACAAUUCUCGGGAUUGGCGUGGUUUUUAAUGGGUUGUUGCUUAUUGGAGCUCAUAUUAAUAAUGUAACUCACAUGGCGGCUUGGGUAGCUUACCAGAGAUUUAUUUUCAUCCUAGAUCUGAUUCUACUGUUGAUUACAGUAUAUUAUUCACAAUCACCCCUUUUGACUUUCAUUCAAACUUUGAGAAUGAUUUUCGGGUUGUGGUGUAUUGGCACUGUCAACAGAAAUAUUAGAAGCUUCACUUCAGAACCAAAAAUUAUGGAGGCUCCAGUUUUCAGCAUAAAUACAAAUCCAUUGAAGAUUGAUACGGUACAUGAAAAUGUAUACGGUAUUAAAAAGAACUUUUACAUUUCAUGUAGGAAAAGAAUUCACAUAGUAAGCAAUAUAAGAUUUACAUUGAACUAUCUGCAUUAAUGUUAUUUAUUUAAUUUUUGGUAAUUUUAUUUAUUGUAUAGCACUCUAUUAUCCAUUGUUUAUUUGAUUGUGUUAAGAGAAAUACCUAUUUUAUAAAAAAACUUCUACAUUUCAUGUGUAUGAGAAGAAUAUGCAUAGUACAGUAAGAUUGACUUUAAAAUUUCUCCAUUGAUGUUAUUAUUUAUUCAUUCCUAACUCAUGUGCUAAAAGGGGAUGAGGGUGGUUUAGAAGUUGCAUUUUCUGCGUUUUGCUUCCACGCUCAUAUCUUGGGAACAAUGCAUUUAACCGUCAUAACUAACCAUUCGAAAAUGAAGCUUGAUAAAUUCUCUACACUUUUUGUAUAGUGAAAUUUUGUGAUGUUCCCAACAGUAAGAGAGAUAUUC
Nilaparvata lugens (brown planthopper) is the source of this 1550-nucleotide messenger RNA. RefSeq lists its product as uncharacterized. The transcript has 7 exons. The coding region runs from base 403 to 1167 and encodes 254 amino acids. NCBI's taxonomy places the organism in Eukaryota, Metazoa, Arthropoda, Insecta, Hemiptera, Delphacidae. The record is from RefSeq and is a predicted model, not a curated record.